AUGGAUCAUAUCACAGGGACUGAUCUCAUUUUCCCGAUGGCUUUUGUGACUUCCAAUCAAUCUUCUCCAAAUCUUUCCCUCAUUUCCUCCUCCUCCAACGCCACCGGCGCUGUCAUCAUCUCUACCGGCCACCUCCGUAUUCAUGUAUACACAGGUACAUGCGAUAACUCUACUCCUCCCCGCUCCCCUGAACAUCUUGAAAUCAAGAUUCCCCACCCCCAUGAACCCAACCCAUCACAAUGCCCAACCCACCUUUCACCUUUGCCGAUCCCGCCUGUUCGUCGGCCCAAAGAUGUCAUCGGAAAGGAUCAACAGCUGAUCAGGGGACGAUGUGGGCUACCUGGAUGGUUGCGUGCUGCCGUACCACUCGGCUUGUGGCUGUUCCCUCUUCUUUCGUGCAUCCUGCGUCCUGACCGUAUUUCGUGCUGGAAAUUUCGAUUGUCUCACUGCGUGCACGGUGAUUUGCCGGGGGCCAAUGGAUUUCUCGUUCCUGACCCUAAUUCGCCGGGUGGUGGGGUGGAGGGCGUCCAACACUGGUCCACUCACAACCCGACGGACGGAGAUGAUGUUCUUUCUCAGGACCCCCUCUCCUCUCUCGCUGCUCCGGCUCGAGAGACCCGACGCGGAGCUCCCUCCGCGCUAUUGACUCUCGUCCAUGGGAAUUCUGUGAAUCGCGCGCUCAAAAUAGCCAUGUCUGACUCCAUUUGCGAGCUCUUUUGCCCUUUCGCCUCCACCCCACCCCGUGAACUUUGA
Molecule: messenger RNA, 753 nt
Organism: Penicillium manginii
Lineage: Eukaryota; Fungi; Ascomycota; Eurotiomycetes; Eurotiales; Aspergillaceae
Exons: 1
Coding region: 1-753 (250 amino acids)
Source: RefSeq, a predicted model, not a curated record